This is a messenger RNA of Brachypodium distachyon (stiff brome), 3889 nucleotides long. Its product is annotated as helicase-like transcription factor CHR28. The transcript has 11 exons. Lineage: Eukaryota; Viridiplantae; Streptophyta; Magnoliopsida; Poales; Poaceae. Gene Ontology annotation, molecular function: ATP binding; ATP-dependent chromatin remodeler activity; metal ion binding. The record is from RefSeq and is a predicted model, not a curated record. Bases 408 to 3620 code for a protein of 1070 amino acids.
CGCCGCUCCUCCACCUGUCCGUCCCUUCCCCCUCCGUCCCCGGGAACUCUCCUCUCCUCCCCGUCCCGUACCUGAUCUCCGCCGCCGCCGCCCAAUUCGGCACCACCACCACCCCACCGGUCUCGCCAAUUCCUCCCCCGCCGCUGAAUCGCGCGCCGCGAGGGCCGAUCUCGCUGGUUCUUGCUUCCUGCGAGGUCAAGUGAGGAUAAAUCAAGUAAACUGCGAGUGCUACCGCAAACUGUUCGGUGUGCGUUAUCGGUAUGGCUUGCCAAUCAAUCCACAUAAAUUUGGCAGUCGGUUUGCUUUAACCCCGGUGUCUGAACAAUUGGUUGAAACGACCUUGCUUAUGCGUGCACAGUCUGCAAUUGUAAGCACAAUGGAGUCCUGAAAACACAGAUUUGGUGCACAUGCUUGCCAGCAAUAUGAACAAUGAUAAUGAUAAUGUUAUAGACUUGAUAUCGGAUAGUGAUGAUGAUUUUGAUUUUGACUCUGACGACCCAACUUCUACAAGUGUCACAUCUGUCAGGAAUGGUGAAGGGCAACCAAUCAGGCUUCAGGAUGAAGAUUUGGCAAGGACAAUGUUGAGCACUCCAUCUUCUUCUAGGCCUCUAAAAAAUAGCAAUGGCCAGUACAGAACUCUGCCACCUUCAUUUGCAAAUGGUAUUGAACCUCUAAAAAAUAGCAAUGGCCAGUACAGAACUCUGCCACCUUCAUUUGCAAAUGGUAUUGAUAUCAAGAAAGCCCGUUAUACUCGAGGUUCUGGAGACAGAACUUAUCCACAUUCAAGUUCAUAUGUGGGGUCACCGUAUGAUUCUGCAAGGGCCACUCUCACUUCCAACAGAAUUGCCAGUGUAGUGAAGGAGCUCAAUGGUUCAGCACUGGAUGCAAAUGACAAUGACAAGAUGAUUCUUCCAUCAUCUUUUUCUAAUGGAAGCACAGCAAAAUCUAUAAACCCAAAUGUUGCAAGUGAUAGCCGCAGACUUCCAUCACGUUUUGCCAAUGGAAAUUCACAAAAAAUGGUUGAAAACAUGAUGGAAUCAAAUGAUGCUAAGCAAAUUGGCCAGCCUUCAUCUUCAAAGUUCCCAACCCAAAAUUUGUCUUUGAGUAACGCCCAGAAGGUUAUCACGGAUGAUGAUGAUGAUGAUGAUAUCUAUGUAUAUGGUGGUACAAGCUCAAAUAGGGUGUUGCCUUCCUCUUUUGGAGGCAAUAAUUCUGCUAAUAAUACUGAUCUUGUUAAUGGCAAUGGUAUGCAAGCUCGUCCAAACCUAGAAAGUAGGUUUUUGGAUUCUGAGGAGAGAGCAGUAUAUCAAGAGGCUCUUCAGAAUAUUAGUCUGGAUAAAAAGGAAGAUGAUCUGCCGGAGGGUUACCUCUCAGUAUCUCUGCUUAAGCACCAGAAAAUGGCGUUAGCUUGGAUGGUUUCAAAAGAGAAUAGCUCCCACUGUGCAGGUGGAAUUCUUGCAGAUGAUCAGGGUCUUGGGAAGACAGUGUCUACAAUUGCCCUCAUACAAAAACAGAGGAUUCCACAGUCUAAAUUCAUGUCUGCUGAUUCUGAUGCUUUGAAAUCUGAAGCACUGAACCUUGAUGAGGAUGAUGAGACAGUGACUGUUGUUGACAAGGGGGAGCAGAUUCUGAACAAUGAACCCAAGGAGCUAGGCGCUAGUUUAUCAUCAACAGCAGCUAGUAUUAGUGGUGUUAAACCAUGUAUUAGUGAAAUAGAGGUUCCAGAUAGAAUGGCUGAAAGCAAAGUUGAAUGCAAAAAGAAGACUAAAACAGGCACAUCAUCUGCAUCAUCUAUGCAUUCCAUGACGAGGCCAGCUGCGGGUACUUUAGUAGUAUGCCCCGCUAGUGUUCUUAAGCAGUGGGCCAAUGAAUUAACAGACAAGGUUGGCGAAAGUGCCAAGUUGUCUGUUUUAGUCUACCAUGGUGGUGCAAGAACCAAAAAUCCAAGUGAGCUGGCGAAAUAUGAUGUUGUUGUCACCACAUACACAAUUGUGGCGAAUGAAGUGCCUAAACAGAAUGCUGAUGAUGACCCAGAUCAAAAGAAUGCUGAAGAAUCUUCUGCUGGUAAUAAAACAAAACCAUCAAGCAAGUCGAAGAAAAGGAAAAAGAAACUUAAGGAUUCAGAUAUUGACCUCAACAGUGGCCCAGUUGCGAGGGUAAGGUGGUUUAGAGUUGUUCUUGACGAAGCUCAGACGAUAAAGAACUUCCGAACGCAAGUGGCUAAAGCCUGUUGUGGACUAAGAGCGAAAAGAAGAUGGUGCUUAUCAGGAACACCCAUACAGAAUGCAAUUGAUGAGCUGUACAGCUAUUUCCGUUUUUUGAAAUAUGAUCCAUAUUCUACAUAUAGCUCAUUCUGUACGAUGAUUAAGCACCCGAUUGCCAGAGAUGCAGUUCAUGGGUAUAAGAAACUUCAAACUGUGUUGAGGAUAGUUCUCCUGCGCCGCACAAAAGAAACUAAGAUAAACGGAGAACCUAUCAUAAAUUUACCUCCAAAAACAAUUAAUCUGAAUAAGGUAGAUUUCACAAAGGAGGAGCGGGCUUUCUACUCGACCUUGGAAGAACGUUCUCAGCAACAGUUCAAGGAAUACGCAGCUGCUGGAACGCUCAAUCAAAACUACGCCAACAUCCUUUUGCUGUUAUUGCGCCUUAGGCAGGCCUGUGAUCAUCCUCUUCUUGUGAAGGGGCAUCAGUCAGUAUUUAAAGGGGAUGGUUCGAUAGAGAGAGCAAGGCAACUUCCCAAGGAUUUGGUAAUAGAUUUGCUUGCAAAGCUGGAAGUAUCAUCCCUUUGUGCUGUAUGCCGUGAUACACCUGAGGAUGCCGUUGUUGCAAUGUGUGGUCAUAUUUUCUGCUAUCAAUGUAUACAUGAGCGGAUAACAACUGAUGAAAACAUGUGCCCCACUCCUAAUUGCAGAACCACAUUAAGUACUGAAUCAGUAUUUUCAUCAGGGACAUUAAGGAUUUGUAUCGCUGGCAACACCUGUACUUAUGCAACAGCAAGUUCAUCAGCAGAUGAUGAGCUAUCUUCAAUCAGUCAAAGCAGUUACAUGUCCUCAAAGAUACGAGCUACCGUUGAUGAACUGAAUACGAUCAUUAACACACAUGCCAUAACAGACAGUGAUACUAGUGAAUCAAAUCCAAGCCAAGUAGCCCCAGUGAAAGCCAUUGUCUUCUCCCAGUGGACUGGCAUGCUGGAUCAGCUGGAGCUUUCACUGAAUAACAAUCUUAUACGGUACAGGAGAUUAGAUGGAACAAUGUCUCUCAAUCUAAGAGAUAGAGCAGUGAAGGAUUUUAACACUGACCCAGAGGUCAGAGUUAUGAUUAUGUCGUUGAAAGCAGGUAAUCUUGGUCUCAACAUGGUUGCUGCUUGCCAUGUAAUUCUCCUUGACGUAUGGUGGAAUCCUUAUGCCGAGGACCAGGCAAUUGAUAGAGCACACAGAAUUGGGCAGACCCGUGCUGUCACUGUCUCUCGUUUAACCAUUAAAGACACGGUGGAAGAUCGUAUUUUAGCUCUGCAGGAGGAAAAGAGAGCCAUGGUCAACUCAGCUUUUGGCGAGGACAAAUCUGGUGGCCAUGCCACUCGGCUCACUGUAGAGGACCUGAGGUAUCUGUUUAGAAUCUGAAUUGGGAGGAGGAUUCCUUGUUGGACUGCUAGCUCUGCGAGCGAUGACAGUGUGUACCGCCCUGCCGCGGAUCCAAUUUUGCCAUUCUCUGGACGUCCGAAGGCCAGCUGGCUGGCUAGCAUGUGUAGCGUAACUCUGGACCUCAAGGGAGAAUUCUGCUGUGCUCUGUUUAUCUGUGAUCCAUAGGAGAUCCAUAUAUAUGUACAUGUGUAGUUUUUUACUAAAUGGCCCUAAUUGUGGUUAAUUACAGAUCAGGGCUCUGUCAGUGA